Messenger RNA from Apis laboriosa (Himalayan honeybee), 1980 nucleotides. RefSeq lists its product as uncharacterized. The record is from RefSeq and is a predicted model, not a curated record. The transcript has 2 exons. Bases 1 to 1980 code for a protein of 659 amino acids. NCBI's taxonomy places the organism in Eukaryota, Metazoa, Arthropoda, Insecta, Hymenoptera, Apidae.
AUGAAUCAAGUGUUGUUAAUAUCGUUGCUGGUGUCGGUUUUCGUCUCUCAAGGGAAAUCGGUGCAGUUGGAUGCGUACAAUUCCGAUCGAGGUCCGAGAAACGACAGCAAGCAACAACAGGCCAGCGUCCCCAAAGAUGAAUCGGUUAUCGUGCAAUCGGCCACUGUUCCUCAGAAAGAUCCGCUUCAAUCAUCCGAGACCGUGGAAGAAGAAGAGCCCGAAGGCCCACCUGACCACGUCAUACCUUACUCGGACCACGAAGAAUCUAGAAACGUUCCAACGAAACCUAAAUACAUUGCUCCAGGUGAUUGGGCCAAGGUGCCCAAGGAUAAAAAGAUCGACCUAGAAUUUGUACCUAGAAAAGUGUACGCCCAGGUGAGGAAGAUCGACACGUAUAGGAAAUUGCCGCGAAAGAAGGCGAUAGAGAAUGCAGAAUCAGAUGAGGAGAAGGCAAACGCGGCAAGAUUGAGGGAAGUGGUGAGAAAUACAAAAGUGAACACGGUGUAUACCGAGGAAGGGUAUGAGGACUCCGCUUACGAUCAUGCUGGACACGUCAGAGAUGCUGAUUUUAAAGAAGGAUACGACAGAAAGCUUCACGAUCAAUUGGAUGUUAGGAGGAAGUCUGAGAACGAUGACGAUGAUGAUGAUGAUGACAAGGAUGAUGAUGAGUCGGAAAGUAAAAAAAGUACGAAGAAAAGUGGAAAACAUGAAAAGGUUCGAUCUGAAGAGAUCGAGGAACAGGAUAACAGUGAUCGUUACGAGACGAGCACGAAGAUAGACGAUAAUGGUUUCGUGGAUCCAAAGUUUGUCGCUGAGAAAGGAACAGAAAAAUUGCAGAAGGAUAUAGAAAGAGAAGCUGAAGAGUUGGAGAAAGGAAUUGAGAUAAGUAAAUUGGGGAAAGUAAGGGUAAAGAGUGGUAGAGAAGUGUUGGCCGAAUCCAGGAAACGUGAUGAUUAUAAGAGAAAAAAUAAUAGGAGGAGGAAGAUGAACGAGGAGGAUGAUGCCACGGAUCGUGGAUUAGAAGUUACAACUUUGAGAAAAAGUUUGGAAAAUUGGACUGAAGAGUCUUUGGAACCGUACAGGUACGAGGUUGAGGGAAAUUCUUCGUCUGAUGUUGAUUCGAUCAAUUUGAAAGGUAUUGGGGAGGAUCCAACGACUAUCAGCUACAGUCAACUCUUCUGGAAUUAUUUUAAAACGAAAAUGGAAAAUCAAGUAACUACGACAGAACUUCCAUUGAUUCUAGAAUCAACAACUUUGAGCCCAAAUAAUUUAAAAGCUUCGUUAGGGGUGGGAAAUAUUUUAUCAUAUUCCGUUUAUCAAGGAAUCACGACGUCUCCUCCAACGAUCGAAUCUGGAAUUUUUAAUCCACCACCAAUUGUCCAAGAUCAAACGAGAUCUCAGAUCGAUUCAGAAUAUUCCAAAAUUAAUGGACAAGAUAAUCGAUUGUUACCUUUAGGUGAUGCAAAUACGAACAAAUUUUGGCAAUCGAUUAAUUCCAACGAAGGAUUCACGACGCAAGCUUCUUUUAUUUUAGGUCAGGAAGGAACUUUAUUCUCGAAUACUCAAAGGAAUCUGGACGAUACCGAACAAGUUAACAAGAACGAUUUCCACGAUUCUCCCUUCAACCCAGCAUUAAAUUCUUUCAAUUUCAAUCGCAAGCCACGUUACAAGAUCACAAUCAGGCACAAGCCAAAAGAAUCAAAUUUCGAAUCUUCGAAAAAGCAGAAAUCACCAAACACUGUAGACGAGCGAGUGAUCGAUCCCGCGACGCCAAAAAUUGCCUCAAUGAACGAAAAUUACAUAAAAGUUCUGAUGCACGUGAGAAACGAAGAUAAACUGAAGAACCAGCAGCGAAGCAAACCUCUCUUUCCAUCGAACGACAAGAUAAAAGAAUUAAGGGAAAUGAGACCUCCUCUUCCCCCCCAAAAAAUACCCCCAAAAAAUCGUUACCACAACUUCGACCCGGGAAAUCGACACUAG